UGCUAGACCGGCUCCGAAACUUACCAAAAUUUCACGUUUUUCGAUCGCUUAAUUAAAACAAUGAGUUGUGCUGUCAAGGGAUGCGCAUACAAAGUGAAAAAUGGUGUUGAGCACGAUCCAAACAUUCAAAUUAAAUGGCUUGAGUCGGUCGACAUGGCUUACUUUAAGUUACAAAAAUGGCAAGGCCUUUGUGACUCACAUUUUCAACCAAAAUAUUUUAAUCCCAAAGGAGCGAGUAAUGCAUUUAAAAAAGUACACGUACUGCAACCAUUGAUGCAGACCAGAGUUGUAUUGCCAACCAAGUAUCUUCAAGAUCAUAAUUAUUACUAUGAAGAAGAAGAUUUAACAUUAAAAUAUCGCAAUAAGCGUCAUUUGGCAAGGUAUAAGAGAUUAAAAAGGAACGAAUCUGAAAUUGCUCAUAUUAAUGAAUUAGCCAUGUUAGAUGUGCAAGAAAUAGUUAUAGAUUCUGCAGAUCAACCCAAAGAAAAAUCAAAUAUCAAAGAGCUGACUUUUGCCUUGCAGAGUAAUAUUAGUUCCCUUAAGGGUAUAGAACAAUUUAAAAAUUCCACUUUAAUUUCAAACACAAUGGUACAAACUUUUACAGGACUGAAUAAUUAUUUAUUAUUUAAUGAAGUUUUCCAGACUGUAUCCCCAAUAAUUAACACAUUAAAAUAUAAAUCAAAGAAAAUUUUAACUAUCUCAAAUGAAAAUAAAUUGUUUUUGACUUUUUGGAAAAUCAGAAGAAAUAUUCCAGAUGCAGAUUUGGCUAUUCACUUUAAUUGCACCCAAAUGGAUAUAAAAAAAAUUAUUUCAUCUGUGAUUGAUCUUUUGGUAAAAACUUGGGCACCAAACCAACAAUUAUGGCCAUCACUUGAUACAUUAAAUGAUUGCUUGCCGCAAUGUUUUAAAGAAAACUAUUCAUUACACAAAAAAAAAUUGAUUGGCCCUAAAGUGACAAGAUUGUUUCCCAAAACACCUAAUCAAAAUAUACUUUCAUUAUCACAAAGACCUGUUAUAAUAAAAAAAAUGUCAAAGUUCAAGUCACUCAAAACAAAAUUAGAUUCAAACUAUGAAAAUUUAGCACCAGAGAUAGCUGGUAUUUGCUUUGUGUUGAGUUAUUUUACUGCAAGAGAGUUAGACUGAAUCAUUGAAGAUGUUUUAAUUGAACAGAUGCAAAUUAAAUAGAUUUAUUUUUCUGUUGAUAGUGCCAUCAGUCUAAUUUUUGUUGAUUUAUGACUCGAUAGCAUAAUAUAAUCAAUAAGGAUUUGUAUUAUUUUUGUUACAUAAAUAAUAUUUUUAUUUUUAAAGAUUCUUGAAUUAAGGUCAAACUUAAUGUUGGAUAAAUGAUCUUUAAACAUGUAGAAUAAAAUUCUAUAAAGUGCCAGAACAAAUGUAAAUAUAAUUAUUUUUUUAAAUUAAACUAUUUAAGAAUCAUUAAAUUUUAAAUUUUUCUGAUAUUAAAACUUGAGAAACAUUUAA
This is a messenger RNA of Trichogramma pretiosum, 1479 nucleotides long. RefSeq lists its product as uncharacterized. Bases 61 to 1143 code for a protein of 360 amino acids. The transcript is spliced from 2 exons. The record is from RefSeq and is a predicted model, not a curated record. NCBI's taxonomy places the organism in Eukaryota, Metazoa, Arthropoda, Insecta, Hymenoptera, Trichogrammatidae.